UACCCCCGACACCGAAAUCUCCUCCUUCCGCGCUUGGGGGAAUUCCGAUUGCCUUAUGCCACGGUCAAAUUUUUCCCCUUCUUCUUGCCUCGAGAUGAAGGAGAAGGCCGCCAGAUCGACGGCGGAGAUCGCGUUCGUGAUCGAGGCGGAGGCGGCGGCGGCGAUGAUGAAGGAAUGGGGCGUCGCCGUGGCGCCGGAGCUGCUGGUGGCGCUGGUUCCCGCAGCCCUGAGGCUGGCCCGGCCGCCCAUCUCGAACUUUCAUGUGGGGGCCGUCGGAUUGGGGACGAGCGGCCGGAUCUACGUCGGGGUGAACAUGGAGUUCCCCGGGCUGCCGCUCCACCACUCCAUCCACGCCGAGCAGUUCCUGGUCACCAACGCCGCCGUCCACGGCGAGACCGGAAUUCGGUGCAUCGCCGUCUCCUCCGCCCCCUGCGGCCACUGCCGCCAGUUCCUCCAGGAGCUCCGUGGGGCGGCGGAGAUGCAGAUCCUCGUCACCUCCGACGGCCCCGGCUCCGCCUUCCUCCCCCUCUCCUCCUUCCUCCCGCGCCCCUUCGGCCCCCCCGAUCUCCUCCACAAGGACCAUCCUCUCCUUCUUGAGCCCCACGACAACAAGAUCGCCCUUCUAGACGACGAGGAGGAGACCGAGGCCGCGGGCUGCGGGGGAAUCUGUAACGGGAUCGGGGGAGCUUUGCAGGAGCGGCUGCGGGCGGCGGCGGCGGGUGCGGCGAGGGCGUCGCACGCGCCCUACAGCAAGUGCCCGGCAGGGUUCGCGGUGGCGGACUCGGAGGGGAGGGUGUACGCUGGGUCGUACGAGGAGUCAGCGGCGUACAACCCAAGCCUAGGGCCGGUGCAGGCGGCGAUGGUGGCGUACGUGGCGGCGGGAGGCGGUGGCGGAAGAGCAGGUGAGGGAUAUGGGUUCGUGGCAGCGGCGCUGGUGGAGCCAGAGGGAGUGGCGGUGUCGCACGAGGCGACGGCCAGGGUCUUCCUGUCGGUGGUGGCGCCGCGGGCCCACCUAAAGGUCUACCGCUUCCAUUCCUCCGCCGCCGCCUAGACGGCGCUUUCCUAAGGCCGCGGUCCGUUUCCCUCUGGGGAUAAGGACAACGACAGAAAAUGGACAGCUGGGAUUAAAGGAAUUAUAAUCAAGCGGUUCUAGAUAUUGUACUGUUAUACCGAUAUCUUUAAACUAAACAAAAAAUAGUCUCCAUCACUAUUUAGACUCCAAUAUUCUCUAAUUAAGGGAGGUCGUUUGGUUUUGGUGUCAGGUGUCCUGCAUUAAGAUGGAUUAACAGAGAAACUAUUUCCUGCUUUUGCGAACAUUACUGUUU
Molecule: messenger RNA, 1325 nt
Organism: Elaeis guineensis (African oil palm)
Lineage: Eukaryota; Viridiplantae; Streptophyta; Magnoliopsida; Arecales; Arecaceae
Product: cytidine deaminase 1-like
Cellular component (GO): cytosol
Molecular function (GO): zinc ion binding; cytidine deaminase activity
Source: RefSeq, a predicted model, not a curated record